Molecule: messenger RNA, 6907 nt
Organism: Ziziphus jujuba (common jujube)
Lineage: Eukaryota; Viridiplantae; Streptophyta; Magnoliopsida; Rosales; Rhamnaceae
Product: pentatricopeptide repeat-containing protein At5g65560
Exons: 4
Coding region: 250-3021 (923 amino acids)
Molecular function (GO): protein binding
Source: RefSeq, a predicted model, not a curated record
UACUGAACUGUCGUUUAACGGACCUGUUCAGGCAUUUUUCUUUCUCACCGUCCCUCUCCUCCUCAUUGACAUAAGAGUAUGGUCCUCCAAUGACCACGUUCACCGAGUCGGCGAGUCCACCCACUACGCUCCCACCAACCCAACCCCCCUAAACCCCCCAGUUCCUAGAUCUCUGAAAACCCAAGAACCCCCCCCCCCCCAACGUCUUCAUCAUGUUCCCCAUCCCUCAAUGAACUUCCACACCCCGAAAUGUUAAAGCCCCCCCUCAUACCCAUAUCCUCCAUUCGCCUCCAAACCAUUCAAUUGCUAUUGGGUUCUCACCGUUUUCUCAAACCAGCAUCAAAAUCUGAGCUUUCUUUCCAGUUCUCAACCUCACCCUCUGGACCUUUCCCGUAUGUGAUUUCGAGAAUCUGUGACAUUCUAUGCGAUCCCCAAUGGGAAAAGAGCUCGGAGCUCCGGCGCAUGUGCCACAAUCUGGGAACCCACCACGUUUCCAAGAUUUUGGAAACCCACAGGAAUACGGACACGGCUUUGCGCUUCUUCUUCUGGGUUUCCAAGAGACGUCCAUACCAGCAUGACUUGAGCUGCUACAUAUCAAUGCUGAAUAGACUCUUGCGCGAAGGGGUGUUUGCUCCUGCGAACCAUGUGGUGAUUUUGAUGAUCAAAGCUUGUAGAUAUGAGGAAGAGCUUAAGCGGGUAAUUUUGUAUUUGGAUGAAUUCAGCAAAAACGGGUUUGAGUUUACUUUAUACAGUUUCAAUACGCUUUUGCUUCAGUUGGGCAAGUUUGAGAUGGUUGGUGUUGCUAAAAAAGUGUAUACUCAGAUGCUAAAUAGCGGGAUUAGACCAAGCUUGUUAACACUUAAUACAAUGAUUAAUAUACUGUGUAAAAAGGGCAAGGUUGAAGAAGCAAAGUUGAUUUUCAGUAAGAUUUAUCAGUUUGAUAUGUGCCCUGAUACUUUUACAUAUACGUCUUUGAUUCUUGGGCAUUGUAGGAAUGGCAAUUUGGAUAAGGCAUUUGAAGUUUUUGAUCAGAUGGCGAAGUCCGGGUGUGAUCCAAAUGCUGUUACUUAUUCAACUCUUAUUAAUGGGCUGUGCAAUGGGGGCAGACUGGAUGAGGCAUUGGAUAUGCUUGAAGAAAUGAUUGAGAAAGGGAUUGAACCCACAGUAUACACUUACACUCUCCCAAUUAAUUCUUUGUGUGAGGGUGGUAGAAUGUUAGAUGCAAUUAAGCUUUUGGCAAGUAUGCAAAAGAGGGGUUGCAAUCCUAAUGUUCAGACAUACACAGCAUUGAUCAGUGGGUUGUUUCGGUCAGGAAAACUUGAAGUUGCUGUUGGACUAUACCACAAAAUGUUGAAGGAUGGUUUAGUUCCAAAUACAGUUACAUACAAUGCGUUGAUAAAUGAGUUAUGUGUGGAAAGAAGACUCAGCACUGCACUGAAGAUUUUUCAUUGGAUGGAGGGACAUGGUGCCUUGUUAAAUUCACAAACAUAUAAUGAAAUUAUUAAGGGAUUGUGCAUGAUAGGUGAUAUCACUAAAGCAAUGGUUCUUUUCGACAAAAUGCUCAAGGCUGGACCCACUCACACUGUGAUUACCUAUAACUUGCUCAUUGAUGGAUAUGCCAAAUUGGGAAAUAUGAAUAAUGCUAUAAGAUUAUUGGAUUUGAUGAAAGAGAGUAGAUGUGAACCAGAUCAAUGGACAUAUACUGAACUUAUUUCUGGCUAUUGCAGGGGGUUUGAGUUGGAUAAUGCGACGGCUAUGUUCAAUGAAAUGGUAGAACGGGGUAUAAGUCCAAAUCAUGCCAGCUACACUGCUUUAAUUAAUGGAUACUGUAUGGAAGGGAAGUUAGAUGUUGCCUUAUCACUAUAUGAGAAAAUGGUGGACAGUGGUUGCUGUCCAAGUAUUGAGACAUACAAUGCCAUUAUUAAUGGUUUUUCAAAAGAUAAUAGAUUUUCUGAAGCUGAGCAACUGUAUAAUAAGAUGACAAAGCAAGGAUUGCUCCCAAAUGUCAUUACCUACACGACUUUAAUUGAUGGUCUCUGUAGGAAUGGCAGGACUGACCUUUCCUUCAAGAUUUUCAAUGAAAUGGUCAAGGAAAAUUGUCUGCCAAAUGUGUACACCUAUACUUCACUGAUGUAUGGCUUCUGUCUAGAAGGCAAGGCAGAUGUUGCGGAAAAGUUGCUUGAAGAAAUGGAGAUGAAAGGAUUGAUUCCUGAUGAGGUAACAUUUACCUCUCUCAUUAAUGGUUUUGUUAUGAUUGGUAAUUUAGAUCAGGCAUUCUCACUCAUAAGGCGAAUGGUUCGUAUUGGCUGUAAACCCAACUAUCUAACUUACAUUACGUUGUUAAAAGGGUUGCAAAAGGAAUUUCAGCAGCUUACUGAAAAGGUUGUGGCACAACAUGAGACUGUCUAUGCUUGCAGCUCUGAUGAGCAAUAUACAAACUUUGAAAUGCUGUGUAAUCUCUUAACUAGGUUGUCAGCAAGUAAGUGCGAACCGACUGUUGAUACCUUUGUUACUUUAGUGAAAGGCUUGUGCAGAGAAGGUAGAUGGUAUGAGGCUGAGCAGCUGGUAGAAUACAUGAAAGAGAAAGGCUUGUCUCCCAAUAAGGAAAUCUAUCAGUCUCUAUUGAUUGCUUAUUGUAAAAACACAAAAGUGGACUCUGCUCUGAAAGUCUUUGACUUGAUGGCAGUUGGUGGCGUUGAGCAUCAGUUACCAAUUUAUAAGGAGCUUAUUUGUGCCCUCUGCAGGGCAAGUCGGGCAAAAGCAGCUCAAGCAAUAUUUGAGAGCAUGCUUGAGAAACAAUGGAAUGCUGAUGAGGUUGUUUGGACGGUGUUAAUUGAUGGAUUACUGAAGGAAAAGCAAUUAGAUCUAUGCAUGAAGCUCCUUCAUGUCAUUGAAUCUAGGAAUUGCAACCUCAAUUUCCAAACAUAUGUAAUCUUGUCCAGAGAAUUUUCAAAAUUAGACCUAUCCGAGGAGGCAUCUCAAAUGGCUAAAAAGAUAAGAUUUUUCAGAGAUAUAAAUUAAUCGUGGUUCCUUUACAUUGUGUUUGGAAGGAAGAAAGAGGAUAUGGAAAGAGGAAGGAGAUGUUUUUAGCAAUUUGGUGGAAUGACUGGCUCGAGGGAGGGAUAGUAGCCUCUCCUGCUCAUCUUUUGUCAAAUUAUUUAACUUUUUUGACAGUAAGUCAGAAUAGGAGAGAGAAAAACGAGAUGCUCCUUUAAUUACAUUUUACCGUUACUGCUUCUCACAACUUUUACAGAGGUGGAUACGAUGGUAAAAGAUGAUCAUAUGAUAUUGUUUCUUCCUAAACCUUUCCACCCGACCAAACAACUCAAGGGAUGAAGAAUCUCCCUCUCCGUGCCCCUUUAUCUUUCUGCUCCCUCUUAUUUAUGCAACCGAACAUAAUGUUCUAAAUAAUGAGACAGUGCUUUUGUGUUGUCUUUGGAAAGUAAGUUGGGCAUAUGUUAAAUGAGAUCAAGUAACCAACUGCUUAAGAUGACAUUUUCUAUGCAUGAUCUUUUGCUGUGAUCUCUAUCAGCUCAACCGUCCAAUAAAUGGUUGGGAAUGUAUUAGAAGAAGGAAAUUAUAUAUAGAUUAAACUGGAAGUCUGGUACACUGUCAUUGAGGUGAAACUGCAUGGUGCUAAAUCUGCUAGAGGAUCAUGUGAUGCCGUUUGGAUGCUGUCGGUAGCUUGCUUCCUCUGUUCUCAGUAACCAUGAUAACAUGAUGCUAAGAGCCCAGUGACUUAGUGAGAAUGAGAAAUCAAUGGACAACUUUGGAGAAGAUGAGGCAGUUUGGUAGACAUAUGGAUAGGAAUUAAGAAUUUGGUAACAUUGCAAUAUCAUAAAACCUACUAAACUGCAUUGUCCAACCUCAUCUUUUCCAUGAAUCUAUCCUAUAUACUAUAUAGAAUUGUUGUGUGUGAAUAGUUGCAAGCAUUGGAUUCAAUCCUGAUGAGAUGCAUUCUCAGAGGAAAAAAAUAAAAAAUACACCAUCUCUUUCAAACUUUGGAUGCUUUCUUUGCUUAGCUGCCUCCGCAAGUAUGUUUGCUUCUUUAAAUAUUGUCCAAAUCCAGUCACGUCAUGUGAUACUUGAUUUAUUCUAUCAUUUCACUAGUUUUAGUGGACGUUUGAUAACGUUUAUUUAUUUAUUUAUUUAUUUAUUCUGGGCUUUUCUAUUUAUUGGUUUUGGUUUUUUCUUUUCAAUUAUGUGUAAUUUGCUUAGUUCAAAUGUCUGUUAGUGUUAAUGAAUGGUAGUUAAGAGUUUAUUGAGCAUCUUAAAUGGCUAUAAACUUUGGAAAAAAAAAAAAAAAAAAAGAUAAUAAGAAACGUCAACACCAAAUUCAAAACCAUAAAACCAUGUCAAAACCAUCUUUAAUUUGGUGCUUGUAUUUUCUUUUCCCUUCUAAUUAAUUGAGAUGAUUCACUAAUACUAACAUUUGAAGUAAGCAUAUUAUACACAAGUUAAAUAGGAAAAACCAAAAACAUAAACCUUAUCAAAACGAUGCAAAUUAGGAAGAAAAGAAAAAUGUUUGAUAAAUGUUUUGUUGAAAGUGGUGGGGGGAAUUGAGGCAUUAUUUACCUCCACUUUUGCUCUUGGCUACAAGUGUUUGGUUUGAUAGGAAGAAACAAAGAAGAGCAGACACUAUAGCAAAAUAUUUUACCUUGUUUUAAUUGCGUGACUGCUUUGUUUGGUCCACCAAAACCAAUCACUUUGAUUAUCGUUUGAUUUUACAACCUUCUUUCAUGCACAGACAAAUUGCUCUUUGUCAGUAGCUCUUUGGGAGUUAUUCAAAAAUUUGAAGGAAGUGAUUUUUAUCUCUGUGGCAUGCAUGCUUUUUUCCCUUCUUUUUCUUUUACUGAUAUCAAACUUUUCAUUUCAUCCAAACACUUGGGUUCCAAGAAAACCAAAGCAUACAUACUCUCCAUAAUUGCUGUCACUCGUUCUUUUUCCUUCCCUGAUUAAUGGCUAGAUUUUUGGCAAUUACAAUAGAAUUCAGGAGUCACAUUACAGAGUUUAAUCAGAGAAUUUAGAUUCUUAUUGUUUUGACGGUAUUUUAUUUGUUUUUAACAAAUAAUACACAAUCACAUCCCUUGGUUUAAGACCAAAUCACCGACACUACGGAAUAUUUUGUUGUUUAUAUAUUUUCUGGUGGGUGGGAAAUGAUGUUCUAAUCUUAUUCAACAUUUGAUCUUACGGUUCUGAAGGGCAAAAACCAAAAGGGUGGGGGGAGUAGAUGGACCCAGUUUCCUCAUGAUUAGGCUUUUGCAUGUAAAAUCUUUGUCAAAUUUCGGUAGAGAGAGAGAGAGAGAGAGAGAGAGAUAGAUGAAACUUUCUUUCUUACCAUGUUUGGAACAUGAAAAUGCUAAAUUUUCCAAGAAAGCUUCCCAUCUUUUCAUGCUUAUUCUUAGCUAGGAUUAGUCCAAAAAUUAAAGGAAUAAUUACCAUGUUUCUAUUUUAGCAAAAUAAAAAAAUAAAAAAUUACCAUGUUUCUAACAUGAUUAUUUUAAUACCUCCACUGACUUCAGCUUUAUAAGCAAAAUGCAUGAACUUAUACAAACAAAUAAUAGUGUAAACCUUUCUGAGGAUUCCUUUUCACUUUUUUUCCUCCAUGUGAGAUGGGGUCCUAAUAAAGAGCACCAACACUCCAAAAAAUAUUCCUUCCAAUCCUUGUCUCUUCUGCAUUUCCUGUGUAAACACUGUUCUGUAGCCUUUAAAAAAAUGCAAGGAUAAGUUCUUGGAGUUGAAAACAAAUACAGAAUGAAAGGAAAAAUCCCUUCCCAAUUCCUCCAAAAAUAUUUGUAAAAUCAAAUGCCAAAAUAGUCUUUUAAAAGACAAGCAGACACAAGCAUUACCUAAUUGAUGAUUCCCAUUGAAACUCACUUCCAAAUGCUAUUUUCCAUUUUCAUUUUGGACUCUCUCUCUUACACUUUUUCUCUUUAAAAAGUCCUUUUCCCUACACUUCCACCAACCCAACCGUCUCUAGACUAGCCUUUGAACCUUUCUCUUUGGAUCUUUUUGCCUCAGCAGCCGAUUCUCAUUAGUAUUUAAACACUCAAUAUGCACAAAAUUAAUUAUCAACAGCAAACGUAGCCUUCUAUAUAUACAUUUUGUAUGUAUUUUAUUUUUUGGCACUUCAAAAUCCAAAUAUAGCUCACACCCACCAAAUAUUACCUACUCCAAAAAGCUCUUCUUCAAUGGGUAGGCAAAAUGGUGAUCCAACCAUGGUUAAUUCCUCCAUUGCUCUCUUGCAAGAGAGGUUCAGACAGUUGCAGAAAGUAAAGGAAAGAAGGGAAGAGAGAGAGCUUCAGAAAUUUUUGUCUGAAACAGAAAGGGUUUCCAAUUUGGAUCCAAGUAAGCAGUCUUUCCAAUCCGAGACGAUUUUUCCUCAUGAUCAUAGGAAAACUCCUCAAGAAUCACUCUCCCUUGGACUUGACUUGCAGUCAAAGCAAGCUGAUCUUGAUCUUUCCAUGAAGACAGAGACCUUGACAAACCCAUGGUCCUUGAAUACAGCUUCCUCAAGCAGUUCAAAAGGCUUUGAGAAUUCGGAAAUCGACACCUCUCUUCAUCUGUAGAUCAUAAUUUUCUAUUUUAAAUCUUUUUUUUUUUUUUUGGUUAAGGGUAUUCCUCCUUACGUUUACUAUAUAUCUUCUACCUCUUUUUCUAUAUACUAGGUUUGUUUUAUUUCUUUUUUUUUAUAUAUAUAUACAUAUAUAUAUAUAUAUAUAUUAAAGUGAGGGGAUUCGGAAAACAGCAUAUUUGUCACCUAGGUUAUCCCCUGUAUGCUAGGUUUCUUAAAGGUUAUUUUCUUCCUCCUCUGUUUAUGUAAGAAUCGAGGAAUAAUGUAGCAAAUUUGUAUUCACCCCAAAAAUGAGCUUUUUCACUGAUAUUAUAUUCAAUGAAUAUUGUAUAG